UAGUGAAAAUAUGAUCACGCGUUCGUAUAUAUUCAUUAACGUUGACUGAAUAAUGAAUAAAAGUUUCAAUAGCUUUUAUUGUUUACUAAUUUAUAAAAAUUUCUUAAAGGAAUAUUUAACAAUAGGCAUCACGUUUUUGAAAGACAGGUUAACGAUGCGACGAGCGGCAGUGAUUUUGCAAAAUAUAUCUAAACCAAAAAAUGUGAAUGAACUGUGCCAUAAAGUUUUAUGUGCCAAUGUACGCAGGGAAUUCUCUACCAACUAUAGUCACAGGUGGCCCAACGUGCAGGUGGAAUGGGCAGCUAAAGAAACUCAGUCUAAAAAUAGUGCCCAUCAAGUACGAAACUAUGUGCCAUCAAUUGGAGAAGCAGUAGGCUGUUGGAAUUGCAAAAAAACAGGCGAAAGGAAACAUUAUAUGCUCUGCGAGGAAUGCGGCUUCUUGCAAGAUGUUGACAUGGAAAUUAAUUAUUUCGAUUUACUUAACUUCCCUAAGAGUUUUGAAAUUGAACGACAGAAGCUAACACAACAAUUUCGGAAGUUGCAAACUCUAGUGCAUCCAGAUAAAUUCAGCAAUAAAACAACGCGAGAGCAAAACAAUUCAGCCGAUUGGAGUUCACUUAUCAAUAAAGCUUAUAAGACACUACUAACACCUAUUGAUCGUGGUCAAUAUCUACUUAAAAUGCAAGGACACGAGAUUCCACAAGACAAUAGUUCUAUCAAUAAAGAAUUUCUAAUGAUUAUGAUGGAAAGAAAUGAGGAUGUAGAAGCUGCUAACUCUAAACAAGAUUUGCAAAAAUUAUAUAAAGAAAUUGAAGUUGAUCUACAAAAUGAAAUCACUAAAUUGGAAAAAUGUUUUGGUUUAGAUGAUAUUAAUGGUGCCAAGUCUGUGUUAGUGGAAAUGAAAUAUCUAUUAAGUAUACAAAACAGUAUAAAAAACAAAUUGCAAACGUUAGUAGACGAAUAAUUAUCAAACAUAAGAUAUAUGUAAUUAAUAUAUUUUAAUAUAUUCAAUACUAAAAAUAACUUCAAAUAAGUCAUGUAAAUUAGGUUAUAUAUUCUUCUAAAAGUAAUUUUUGUUUUU
Teleopsis dalmanni is the source of this 1081-nucleotide messenger RNA. Its product is annotated as iron-sulfur cluster co-chaperone protein HscB-like. The coding region runs from base 53 to 964 and encodes 303 amino acids. Gene Ontology annotation, molecular function: ATPase activator activity; protein-folding chaperone binding. The record is from RefSeq and is a predicted model, not a curated record. Gene Ontology annotation, cellular component: mitochondrion. Gene Ontology annotation, biological process: protein complex oligomerization; [2Fe-2S] cluster assembly. The transcript is spliced from 4 exons. Lineage: Eukaryota; Metazoa; Arthropoda; Insecta; Diptera; Diopsidae.